Anolis carolinensis (green anole) is the source of this 1869-nucleotide messenger RNA. Its product is annotated as tyrosine-protein phosphatase non-receptor type substrate 1. The record is from RefSeq and is a predicted model, not a curated record. The transcript is spliced from 6 exons. Lineage: Eukaryota; Metazoa; Chordata; Lepidosauria; Squamata; Anolidae. The coding region runs from base 709 to 1455 and encodes 248 amino acids. Gene Ontology annotation, cellular component: plasma membrane.
CUACUUUUUCUGUCAAAUUUGUUGUCUAACAUGAUGUUUUGGUGCUUAAUUUGUAAAAUCAUAACCUAAUUUGAUGUUUAAUAGGCUUUUCCUUGAUCCCUCCUUAUUAUCCAACAUAUUCGCUUAUCCAACAUUCUGCCGGCCCAUUUAUGUUGGAUAGGUGAGACUCUACUGUAUUUACACUUUACUUGCCUCACUUCCAGCAGACGUCUGAAGAUGCCAUUAGCCACAGAGACAGGUGAAACGUCAGGAAAGAAUGCUGCUGCCACAUGACCAUACUGUCCAUGCAACCCAAUGAUUCUAGCCUUCAAUAAUACAUUCCUAUGCACUGCCACACACCCUUCUCUGCAUUGUGCCUGUUGCCAAAAGCCAUACUAAACAAACUCCACUGAGCAUUAAAUGAAAUUGGUACUCAUUAGCUCAAAAGGCGUUUCUUUUCCCCCUCUUCCACAUCAUAACAACACAGCAGAGAGUGAAUUAAUGAUGUCAAAAUCCGGCUUGGCUCAAUUUCCUGUUGUGACUUCCCAUUUGUCUUUUCUGGGGUGGACCCGGAUGGCAAGCCGACGAUGGAAAGGCCUUCAACGGAACUGUUGGAUAAUAUAGCUGGCUGGUUUUAUGAGUCGCAUCACGAGAUGCAAUAAUCGAGCGGUCUGCCUUUAAGGGGCUCCAGGACUUGGGGGCUUCAGAGCUGCACCAGCGGCCUCUCCAAUGACUCUCAAUGGCUCGCUCUGGGGUCUCUUUCUCAUUCUGGCAAAUCCGUUUGCAAACAGAGCUACAGGCAUGGAAGAAGCGGUGGUGGUCCAGCCACAGAAUUUUAUCUCAGUCCAAGUUGGAGGAUCUCUCAAGCUGGAAUGUCGGGUGGCCGAUCAAACUCCACCAGGACCUGUGAAGUGGUUUUUAGGAAAUGAUCCGCAUCGGAAACUUAUCUAUCAAGACAAGCUUCGUGACCAAUUUAAGAGAGUUACACGUGACAAAGAAAGCUCUGGCACAGAUUUCACUAUCACCCUCCAUAACGCCACUCUUGAAGAUACUGGGAUCUAUUACUGUGUGAAGCAGAUGAAAAAAGCUCAUGGAGAUGACACAGACUGGGAAAGUGGGCGAGGAACUCAGGUGGUUGUGACAGCUUCCAAGAAUGACCGCUAUAUCAUCCCAGCAGUUGUUUGCGUACUCCUCGCUGUCUUGCUUACUGUGGUCAUUUACUUUUACAUAAGGAAAAAAAGAGGUUGGAACAGUGGCACCUCAAGGUCUGAAACUUCCCUUUCAGAGAGUACAAAAACUCCUAAUCAGCAGUCUGGCGAUAAAGAGAUUGUCUACACUGACCUAAAAUAUCCAGAGAGAUUACCAAGAGCCAAGACAAGCGGCCUACAAGCAAGUUCUGAAUACGCCGCCAUAAAGAUUAGACCGACUAUUUCUGGGUCCAUCAAUGGAGAGAGAAAGGAUGCUUCUCUGUCUUGACAAAAGACACGCUGGAACGAAACUAUGCCAGUGCAUGAAGCCAGGAAAGAAAGGAGGUUGCACAUUCAAGAAGAUUCUGUCCUUCAUGUCUACACUAAACUGUCCUUUCUUUUUGCCCCACCAGCGGGGAAACUCAGAAAGCUGUUGAACGUGCUGCAAAUGCAAACUCUACAACAUUUCACAGGACUUUAUUGCCCUAAUAUGCUGUUCCACAGAAGUUAAUAGUGGAUACAUAUUGGGAUGAACACCUUUGAUAUUGCAUCUCUCGCUAUUUACGCAAUCCGCCGUGCCAUUGUCCCACUGUCCUAUUGCCACAUGGCCUCAUAACCUCACCUUCUCACAUUUCUGCUUCUCCUUAUCACCAUUAUUUACACAGUUAUAGCAGUGAUCAAUUAAAAAGAACUACAACAUGAA